ACAUUCAAAUACUGUUAGGCCUUUUAAAAUUAUUGUUAGAAAAAUGAUAAUUUCUUGCUUUGCAAAUUUUUCACUUAUUGCAAGAAAACCUCAUGCCAAAUGAAUCUAAUUUCUUUUUCUGAUGGAGUUUUUGAUGGAGUUACAAGCUUUGUGGAACAACGGAAUACUAUGGACAUUGUGUACUCCUCUCUUCUUUGUUUUGUCUGAGGUUAUAAAUUCCAUGCUCAUCUUUUUAUUUAUUAACAACAACAACAACAAAAAAUCCAUUUAUUGUGAGGACCAUGCAUUUACACAAAUAUCAACACGACAAUAAUUAAAAAUAUUAAAAUUGAUUGCAUACUAUCCCAACGAAACCUUCACCCCACAAAACAGGAAGAGAAAGAAAAAAACAGCAACAAGUUAAACAGACGAUGAAGGGGUCUUUACUUUGUCAUCGAGAAAUCUUUCCCUGGCUUUCAUGGCCUUCAUCACAAAGACUGCUACCACAUGGGUAAUCCAUGGGUUAGCAUCAACUAACAAAAUUUUUACUCUAUCUUCAGGAUUGAUUAUAGAGUUGGGUAUAAUUUGCAGCAUCGCAUCUCUAAAGCCCAAGUAAAUGGGACAACAGAGGAGGUCCCAGGCCCGCAGUGUUCAUGCAGCAUGGCAACUUUGCUUCUAGCAGUGACUGGGUGCUUAAUAUGGACUACAACAGCCUGGGCUUUAUAUUGGCUGAUGCUGGUUAUGAUGUUUGGCUCGGAAACACCAGAGGUAACACCUGGUCCAACAAACACAUCAACUAUACUGAGAAGCAUCAAGAAUUCUGGCUAUUCAGUUUUGAUGAAAUGGCUAAAUAUGACCUUCCAGCUUUAAUAAACUUUGUCCUGAACAAAACUGGCCAGGAGAAAAUAUUUUAUGUUGGUCAUUCCCAGGGCACCACAAUGGCAUUCAUUUCAUUUUCAACCAUGCCACACCUUGCCAAGAAGAUCAAAAUGUUCUUUGCAUUGGCACCAGUAGCCACUAUAAUGUAUUUGACCAAUACGGCUUUGACCAAACUUGGAAUGGUUCCUGAACCUCAGCUCAAAAAAAUGUUUGGAACUAAGCAGUUUUUGACUCAAAGCAGAAUUAUAAAAUGGUGUGCUACUUACUUGUGUAACCGUUUCCCAAUGGAUUAUCUUUGCGGCUGUGCUUACUUCAUUGCGACUGGCUUUAAUGUGCUAAACUUCAAUGCGAGUCGAAUGGAUGUAUAUUUAUCACACUUUCCAGCUGGGACAUCUAUCCAGAAUAUGCUUCACUGGAUUCAGAUUCUGAAGGCUGGGAAGUUCAAAGGCUUUGACUGGGGAAGCGAGGAAGCAAACAUGGCUCACCACAACCAGCCAACACCACCUUUCUACAACGUACAACGGAUGACUCUUCCAACAGCUGUCUGGAGUGGUGGUAACGACUGGAUUGCAAACUCAAAGGACGUUGCCCUCUUGCUGCCUCAGAUCCCAAACUUAGUUUACCACAAGGAUAUACCUGAAUGGGAACAUAUGGAUUUUGUCUUAGGCUAUGAUGCCCCCCAGCGCUUGUACAUAGAGAUAAUGGAUUUAAUGCAGAAUUAUAAGUGAAUGUGAAAUAUUCCUUCAGGACCCAUCACUGUCAAUCUGUGUUGAUGAAAAGAACUACAAUAUUUUUUUAAGAUUCCAUUUCUCAUACAGGUUUAUCACAGUCUCAGUUAUAAGAAAGGUUUGCUUAAUAACCUUGCCUUUUCUAAUUCAGUAACCAUGGGUGUUCCUCCGUUGUUUAAGGACUGUCUAAGAUUCUUUGUUGCUCUUGCUUCGUCAUGCUGUGUAGCAGAUUCUUGUUGUAGCUCAGCAUGUCUAUUGAGGGUAGAAAAAGUACUUGCGGUGAUGUCCAAGUCUUUUCCUUUGAGGAACUGGUCCAAUUUCAGUGGUUUCCCAGUUUGGGAUUUAUCUGCUUUGGGGUAGAGUGCUGCUGUUUCUUAGCUCCAUCAGCAGUUUCUGGUCUAAUCUCUCUCCUCCUCCUCUCCGCCAGUGAGUUGUAAACUUUAAUUUGAUUAGUUUCUCUCUAGAUUGGAAUCCUCCCUUAGUUAGCAGUUGUAUUCAUGGUAGUUUCUAGUUAGUUUUUCUUAUCUCUAAUUGUCAGGGGACCACCAGGGGUCAGCGGAGCCCGGGAGAUCGGAACAGGGGCUCUUGGAUGAAGCUGGAGCCCCAGAGCCUAGCGUCUGGUAACUUCCUCCGGAAGGUGGGACUGGGGCUCAGGAGGAGGUGCAGACCCUUAGAGGUGCUGAGGAGACUAGGUCUCCAGAGACUAGGUCUCCAGAGGCUAGGUCUCUUCUGGAACCCCUGAAGACCCCCUGAAGGCUCCUGAAGAGACAGCGCCGGUCCCUCAGCUGAGCAGUUCUAGCAGAGAAGACGCUCCACCAGCACCCUCACCCCAACAGAGAGGGGGGGGGGGAAGGAGGAGGGAACAAUGGAGGAGGUUUAGGGUGCCCAGGGGGCUGUGUUGGCAAAAAUCUUGAUGGGAGAUGCUUCUGGAUUCUGAAUCAGAAUAGUACAGUCAUGCUUUUUGAUGCUCUGUCUUGUACAUAUGUAUAUAAUAAAAUCCUGUAAAAACCAAGCAGGGGGUUUGGAGCUGCUUACUCGUGAGGAAGCAACCAGCACCAUUACACUAAUUAUUCACUUUGGAUGGAGAAAAGGGGAGAGAAGCAUUAAUUACAGAGGAGCCUCUGUUGGGAUAUGUCAUUCCCAUAUUUCUUAAGAAAAUUCACCCUGGAAAGCUUUCCCUACCUUCCCCUUCUCUCCCCCACCUCUCUCUCUCCCCUCUU
Molecule: messenger RNA, 2806 nt
Organism: Zootoca vivipara (common lizard)
Lineage: Eukaryota; Metazoa; Chordata; Lepidosauria; Squamata; Lacertidae
Source: RefSeq, a predicted model, not a curated record